Molecule: messenger RNA, 2551 nt
Organism: Andrographis paniculata
Lineage: Eukaryota; Viridiplantae; Streptophyta; Magnoliopsida; Lamiales; Acanthaceae
Product: ABC transporter E family member 2
Exons: 11
Coding region: 226-2046 (606 amino acids)
Biological process (GO): translational termination; translational initiation; ribosomal subunit export from nucleus
Molecular function (GO): ATP binding; iron ion binding; ribosomal small subunit binding
Source: RefSeq, a predicted model, not a curated record
UUUGCAAGGAGAGAGAGUUGGAAUUUGUAAGUUGUAACCCUAGGCAAGAAUCAAGACCCAGUUGGGCGUGUGGCCACCACCGUUGCCGUCUUCACGCCCAUUCUCUUUCUCUCUCUCUGGAUUACUCGCAUCACAUCUCCUUUCCCUCUUCUGCACGCCUCUUCCUGAUAUCAAAUCUUAGGGUUAGGGCUUUGAUUUUCAUCGAUAUCACUUGAAUUGGGAGCGAUGUCGGAUCAGAAGUUGACUCGUAUUGCAAUUGUGAGCUCCGACAAGUGCAAGCCCAAAAAAUGUCGUCAGGAGUGCAAAAAGAGCUGCCCUGUCGUCAAAACAGGUAAACUUUGCAUUGAGGUGACUCCUGCAGCGAAGAUUGCUUUCAUCUCAGAGGAAUUGUGCAUUGGAUGUGGUAUCUGUGUCAAGAAAUGCCCAUUUGAAGCAAUUCAGAUUAUCAAUCUACCCAAAGACUUGGAUAAGGACACUACCCAUCGAUAUGGUCCAAACACCUUUAAAUUGCACAGGUUACCUGUUCCGAGACCUGGGCAAGUUCUUGGCUUGGUUGGAACAAAUGGCAUUGGAAAAUCAACUGCACUCAAAGUGUUGGCUGGAAAGUUGAAACCGAACUUGGGACGCUUCAAUAAUCCUCCUGAUUGGCAAGAGAUUUUGACAUACUUUCGAGGAUCUGAGCUGCAAAACUACUUCACUCGUAUCCUUGAAGAUAAUUUGAAGGCAAUCAUCAAGCCACAGUAUGUUGACCAUAUCCCGAAAGCUGUUCAAGGCAAUGUUGGUCAAGUCCUUUCACAGAAAGAUGAGAGAGAGGUAAAAGAAGAACUUGCUGUUGAUCUUGAGCUGAAUCAAGUUAUGGACCGGAAUGUGGGAGAUUUAUCUGGUGGAGAGCUUCAGAGAUUUGCAAUAGCUGUUGUCGCUAUCCAGAAUGCAGAGAUAUAUAUGUUUGAUGAGCCAUCCAGUUAUCUCGAUGUGAAGCAGAGGCUUAAAGCUGCCCAAGUUGUAAGAUCAUUGCUCCGGCCUAAUAGCUAUGUGAUAGUCGUGGAGCAUGACCUUAGUGUGCUCGAUUAUUUGUCUGACUUCAUCUGCUGCCUUUAUGGGAAACCUGGUGUGUAUGGGGUGGUAACCCUUCCUUUCUCUGUUAGAGAAGGAAUUAAUAUAUUUCUUGCUGGAUUUGUCCCGACUGAGAAUCUAAGAUUUCGGGAUGAAUCACUUACAUUUAAGGUUGCUGAGACUCCCCAAGAAAGUGCUGAAGAAAUCGAGACAUAUGCAAGGUAUAAGUAUCCGACCAUGACGAAAACCCAGGGAAACUUCAAGCUUAAGGUCAUGGAGGGUGAAUUCACCGACUCUCAAAUAAUUGUGAUGCUUGGUGAAAAUGGGACGGGGAAGACUACGUUUAUCAGAAUGCUGGCUGGCCUUUUGAAACCUGAUUCAGUCGAAGGAUCUGAUGUCGAAGUCCCUGAGUUCAAUGUCUCUUACAAGCCGCAGAAGAUCAGCCCGAAAUUUCAGUCUACUGUUAGAAUGCUGUUACAUCAAAAAAUCCGCGAUUCCUACAUGCAUCCUCAGUUUGUCUCAGAUGUCAUGAAACCUCUCUUAAUCGAACAACUGAUGGAUCAAGAGGUUGUGAAUCUUUCUGGUGGAGAAUUGCAAAGGGUCGCCCUGACUCUCUGUCUUGGAAAGCCGGCCGACAUAUAUUUAAUAGACGAACCAAGUGCAUACCUCGACUCCGAGCAACGUAUCGUCGCUUCAAAGGUUAUAAAGAGAUUUAUCCUCCACGCAAAGAAGACGGCAUUUGUUGUCGAGCACGAUUUCAUCAUGGCAACAUAUCUCGCUGACAGAGUGAUUGUGUACGAAGGGCAGCCGUCCAUAGAUUGCAUUGCCAAUUCACCUCAAUCGUUACUAACCGGAAUGAACCUUUUCUUAUCCCACCUCGAUAUAACAUUCAGACGGGACCCAACUAAUUACCGCCCCCGAAUCAACAAACUGGAUUCGACCAAGGAUCGCGAGCAGAAGACCGCGGGAUCGUAUUAUUAUUUGGACGACUAACGAGUGUUAAAAAUGUCGGAAAACUGUUCGACCCUCUCUUCUUCAUAUCAGCUCGUGGAUGUUGAUGGAUAGCGAAAAUGUUUGUCGUAGUUGACGUGGAAGUCGAGGGUUAAGUCAUGCACCGGAGGUGGGUUUUUUACGGGACGGCGUGUGGACAUUUGUCGCCUAUUAUUGGUAAGCUUUCCGGUGAGUUCUUUCGUGUUCUUUUCUCGGCCUGUUUUGGCUGUUUUUAUAUGAUGAGUAAUUUAUUACACACAGGAUUUGGCUUCUCGGGAUAUAGUUGUCCCCGGUUUAAAGUUUUGUUAACUUUUCCGACUGAAGUAUUGGUUUUGUUUUGAUUUGAUUUUGUGAAUUGAGGACUACAGCUCGUGUAAAAUGCCAACCCGGAUGGAUAUGUUUAAGAUGUUUUGAGACACACUAUAUUUUUCGUCCUAUGAACAUUAAACUUGGGUGGAUAAUGUGUUGAAUUUUUUUCUCGAAUAAUAUUCCCUUAGUUUUUAUUUUA